Messenger RNA from Sardina pilchardus (European sardine), 2168 nucleotides. RefSeq names its product C-type mannose receptor 2-like. The record is from RefSeq and is a predicted model, not a curated record. Lineage: Eukaryota; Metazoa; Chordata; Actinopteri; Clupeiformes; Clupeidae. The coding region runs from base 56 to 1330 and encodes 424 amino acids. The transcript is spliced from 7 exons.
AAGAAGGGGUGACAACAGAGACGCGACGCCAGGGACACCUGACAGGCCCUCAAUCAUGAUUCUACUUCUCAUCACCAUACUGCUGGCCUCAGACAAUGUAGCUUCAUCAAGGAGGGACAUAAAUACUGGCCAGGAUGAUGGUGAUAAUCAACAGCCAGGAUCUGCACCUGACAACUUCCCAGAUCUAUCCAGCACCAUGUGGGCUCCUCCACAAAGACCCAGCGGUCUUAGCAGUCUCUCCUCCUCUGUGCCACGUCAGUUCCAUGUGGUGAAGGAAGAGAAGAACUGGACACAAGCUCGGCAGUACUGCAGAGAGGAGUUCACUGACCUCGCCACCAUAGACGACAUGACAGAGAUGGAGAAGGUGAAGAACAUGACCCAGGAAGCAGAUGUUGGUACUGGCGUGUGGAUUGGGCUGAAGAACGGAUGCAGUCCUAAGGGGCAGUGGUCUCUGGCUGACAGGGAUUUCUACAGAGAGAACAAAACAGAGUUCAGAAACUGGGAUAAAGAGAAACGCCAACCAAAUGAAAAAUAUGAACAUGAAGUAUGUGUGUUUAUGAAUCAUGAGGGAUUAUGGCAUGAUGCUAAUUGUAGCAACAGCAACUAUUUCAUCUGCUAUAAUGGGACAAACUCCACGCAGCCUUAUCAGCUGGUUACUAAGAGGAUGAACUGGACAGAUGCUCAGAGAUACUGCAGAAAGAACCACACGGAUCUGGUCAGUGUGAGGAAUGAGACAGAGAAUGACCAGAUCAAGACAGCUAAUCAACAAAGCAGUGUCUGGAUCGGCCUAUUCAGGGAUGCCUGGGAGUGGUCAGAUGGCAGCAGCUCCUCAUUCCGCCACUGGAAGACUGGAGAACCCAAUUAUGGCACCGACUCCGAGGAAGAGUUCUGUGCUGAAAUUCAACAUAGUUCCUAUGAUUUGUGGAACGACGCAGGCUGUGAGUCUUCCAAACCCUUCAUCUGCUAUGAAGACGAGUUGGUUCUGGUCCGUGAGAAUAAGACCUGGAGAGAGGCGCUGCAGUACUGCCGAGAGCACCAUGUGGACCUGGUGUCUGUGACGUCCAAGCGGGUCCAGCGCUGGGUGAAUGAGCGGGCUAAAGGAGCCUCCACUGCUCACGUGUGGGUGGGCCUGCUCCACUCCUACGGCGUGGGCUGGUACUGGGUCUGUGGACAAACGGUCUGUUACAGCAACUGGACCCAAGGGCACGGCCAAGAGGGGUCCUUCCAAGGAGUGGGAGCAGUGUCUAGAGACGGUCUGUGGGUCAGCAGCAACUUGACUAAGACAGACAGACUUAACUUCAUCUGCACCAAAAUGGAGCAGUGUGACUGAAUCCUCCCCAGUCCAGAGCAGCCUUGCUGAAACUCCUUCAGCUCCCAUUCAUGCUCAUCGCUCAUUUAAUCAUACGCAGCUACACAACUAACUGCCACACUAUAUGUAUACAUUACUAUGACCAUUAUCUCCUCUUUCAGUGUGCUAAUUAGUUAAGAAAUUCAUGUUGUUUUAAUACUACGGCUUUAAUGUUCGCAAUGAGGUAAUGUUUUGAUAGGACAAAAGUACAGAGGUUGAAAAACUCCAGGUUCAGAAAGUAAAAGUCCAAUCAUGUAUUCGUGGGUUUCAUCAGGUCCCUUUCCACAGGUGUAUAAAAUCAAGCAGACUGCAUGGUGCUUGAUGAAUACACCUGUGCAAAGGGACCUGAUGAAACCCAUGAAUACUUCUUCUUCUUCUGUAGUAUUGGGCGGCUGGACAUGCCGGAGGACACCCAGCAACGCUUCGUCUGACAUCACCGUGAAAAGGGCUAAUCGGUUCUACCUGUAGACUUAACACAGGUGAUCUCGUCAAUUAGCUGCUCUACCUGGCUGAAGAGUUGUGCUAAUUCGAAUCAGCUGGUUUAAGUGAAUGGUUGGCACAGAUACUGUAUGUGGUACUUUUACUUUCUGAAACUGGGCUUUUCCACCUCUGACCACUAUAUACUGUAUACUGUAUGUUACUAUGACCAUUAUGUCUCUUUCAGUGUGCUAAUUAGUCAAGAAAUUUAAAUAGUUUAAUACUACAAUUUUAUUGUGUUUAUUUGUUCACAAUGAUGUAAUGUUUUGACAAAAAGUACAGUGUGUAAUUCUGUGCCGAAUGUUUGCUGUUCCUGACAUGACUAUCACUGAUUAGUGUAUUA